Messenger RNA from Aspergillus nomiae NRRL 13137, 654 nucleotides. RefSeq lists its product as uncharacterized. NCBI's taxonomy places the organism in Eukaryota, Fungi, Ascomycota, Eurotiomycetes, Eurotiales, Aspergillaceae. The transcript has 2 exons. The record is from RefSeq and is a predicted model, not a curated record. Bases 1 to 654 code for a protein of 217 amino acids.
AUGGAGUCGACUCCGCGGAAGCCCCGGAAGCUAAAUAGCCCACGGGGCGUCCACAAAUCCGGCGCCAGUCAUAAUGAUCCGACCCGAACGAUAACCGGUCAAUCAUCUCGUGUUCACAAGAAGCAAUGUGUUCCUGCUGCUCAACAUCGCCGGGCCACGAGUGGUUUCCAGGAAGACUGCUCAGGCGUGUCUACAGGACAUGUAACGCGGAUCGCCGAAGAUAAAUAUGAUGAUCCCGCGCCUGAAAGCUCCCACGAUAUGUUUAAUCUGCCCCUGCCGCGUGGUAUCGACCACGAAGUGCCCCGUUGGGCUGCGGUCUAUUCCAUGGCCGAGGAGGUCAUGCGCUUCCUUCCACCCCAGGACAGUAUAUCGGAUCAAGAGGAAGAGUUGACAAUACCGGACAGCGAGAGGAGUCAUUCGGAUGCAAGAGUCCCUGAAAAUAUUGCUGCUCGCCCAUUGUCAAGCUCCACAAUAAUAGCACAAGGAGAUACAAAGAACCCAGCCCCUGCGCUCGAAAACGAACCCAUACAUAAUAUAUCAGCUACACGGCGUUGGAAUGAUUGGGCCAAUAAUGAAGGCUUGGAGGCAAUGGCUCCAGUGCAUAGUGGUGAAUGGCUGGAUCUAAGCGAUAUUGAUGCUUUGCUUAGAUUUUGA